Molecule: messenger RNA, 1359 nt
Organism: Clonostachys rhizophaga
Lineage: Eukaryota; Fungi; Ascomycota; Sordariomycetes; Hypocreales; Bionectriaceae
Source: the annotation of a GenBank genome assembly
AUGGGAGCUAUACGAGUCAAUUGGGAAGAAGGCCAUGUCCCUUACUCUCACAGCCCCCUCGUGGGAUUAAGUUAUUCGAGGUGUGCUCUCAUAGCCUCGUUGGGAUUACAACCGGCACAAUGGGAUAAGAUCCAAGAUUCCCUCGGAGACUUGUUCUCCGCCCCACCUGACGCUCGCAUUGCAUUGGCCUUUGAGAAAAAUGAACUCCGGUUUAAACAUGCGGAAAAAAGACUCGAUGCUUAUUUGAAAGCCGUCAAAGUUCUUCUUGGAAGCCUUGGCAAGUCAGGUUCUUUCUUUAUACGAGACUAUAAUGGCGUUGGGGCAGUUGCGGAAUACUGCUAUACCUCCAAACUUGACAAAACGGACAUCAACACCAACCGAAUAUUCUGGCGAGCAUCCACUGCGGCGUUGAAAAAAGAAAAGGGUGGCUUUAUUGUACCUCCAACGUAUGUUUCUUUUAACGAGCUACAUAAGGCGCAGUUGCUACACGGUAAGGAGGAGUUCGAAGACCCAGACUGGGAGUCAAUCGGAUGUCGAACAAUUCACUCUCAACGACAAUGGUGCCGUUUUAUCUGUAUACAGGGUCUUUCCAAUGCCGCACCUGCAGAUGGCGAAGCCCCGGAUUGGACCUUACUCGUCUAUGAUAACAAGAAACGACCACGGUUGCCUGGAGGUCGAGAAGCACUCAUUUCGAGGAUGUUCAAAUACCACCUAUAUUGUCGGCAACCAAAGGUAUCUGGAAAUCCAUUCGAGUUUUCCUGGAGAGCUUUUCACAUCACUUGGACUCGUUUGCUGGAAAUCUCACAACAGUUCAACUCUAGCUGGAAGAUGGGUCCGCUCUAUAGCAAUAAAAACUAUUUUAUUCAGCAACAAGCGCUUACUGUGGCGUACUUCCCAACCUUUACAGGAAUUGGUAUGGAUGACCCAAGGUCGUACAAAUCGAAUGGUCCAAGGGGCGACCCGAGCACAAGCUUUUGGACUAUCCUGCUGCUGGCACCCCAGUCAAAGGAUAAUUGGGAUGAGAUCACAUACGGUGCCGGCUCGAUAUUUCGGGUGAUCGUACGAGGUUUAAAAAAGGCUGCCGAUGACUGGGAUGAGCUGAGAUCUGAGCUCGGCAAGACAAUCGAUUUUGAAAGCCCUAUUUGGGAUCCCGAAGCACAUGAUGGUCUUUUAUCCGAUGACGAAGCGUUUUCGAGAUCACGCCUGUACUUUUGGGUCGUUGAUGCUCUCGGAAUGUUUCAUAGGCAGAUAGAAGAUGCAAUGACGGAAUGUUCCGCUUCCGAGCUGCCCGAGCAGACAUGUUGGGAGCUGUUGACGACCAAGUAUAUACGCUUGUUCAAGAGGGAGAAGACCAGAUGA